AUGUCGGCUUCCAUCCGCAACUUGCAGAGGGGCGCCACGCGCGCCUUUUCACAGAGCAGCGCUGCUCAGGUCUCACGCCAGAGCCCUGUUUGCUCUUCUUCCAACCCAAUCGCAUCCUCGUCUUCGAACUCGGGCCGUUCCAAUCAGCACAACAAGCGUCAAAAGAGGAAAAAGGAUGGCAUCCUUCGCAAAGCUGUAGAAAUGUACCACUUGACUCCGUCUUUCCUUCCAAUGCCGCACCAAUCUUCAGCCUCUUCCUCGGCCGCUUCCUGGGAAGCAGCGCUAGACAACACGAUCUACUCUUCCAUCCUCAACACAGACUCUGUAUCACGCCGAUCGCCCAACCUUGUUCCUCGAGGCCUGUCAGAGUUCUCCCGUGAGCAAUCCAACCGGGCUGCCUCUGUGCCCUCUUUCGGCAACACCGAAGAGUCGGCUUCCAGCCGCGCCAAGGAUAUUCACUCUUUCGCCUCGGAUCUCACUAGCACCACCUUCCUCACACGUAGAGAGAGGGAAGCCGCCGCAGCCGAUCUCUUCUCUGCGAAUUCAUCCCAGCUGGACAAGCCCGCUUCCUCUUCACUGCCGAACGCAGGUGGUCUCGAUCAGUUCACCGAUGCCGACAUCGCCAUGUACCAGAGAAGGCACAACCAUGCCGCUGGCGCUGGAUUUUCUUCGGGCCUCGACAGCAGCAGAUACUCUGGUGCAGAGAGGCUGUCCCAUCUCGACCGUGUCAUUCCCGGCGCAAACGAGUGGUACCGCAGUCAAGGUCUUGACUCGAGGAGCGCCCGAGUUCGCGACGCCAUCUUUGGCACAGUCAAUGGCGAGCUCCCCGGUCUCGAAGUGAUUCGCGAGAGGAUUGCCAAAAUGAGGCGUGAGAAUCCGUCGCAGAAGCCGGCCUCCAAUUGA
This is a messenger RNA of Mycosarcoma maydis (corn smut), 903 nucleotides long. RefSeq lists its product as uncharacterized. The transcript has a single exon. The record is from RefSeq and is a predicted model, not a curated record. Lineage: Eukaryota; Fungi; Basidiomycota; Ustilaginomycetes; Ustilaginales. Bases 1 to 903 code for a protein of 300 amino acids.